AUGGCUUCAUUGUUUGCAAAAAGAGGUGAAAUAUGGAAUGCGGUAUUACAAUCGGGACAACUGUGGAAUGAAAGCAGCAUGAAAUUUAUUAAGGAAGAAAGUGCCAAAGCAAUGACUCAUCAUGUGACAAGAUUCGAUCAACAUAACCACAACUUCAUUGUCAAAGAGACAAUCAACCACAACGAGGGGCUGCCAAGACAAGAGUAUAGGGUUAUGCUACCAUCUCGUUGGUGCGAUUGUGGAAAAUUUCAAGCCCUUCGUAUGCCUUGUUCUCAUGUCAUUGCAGCAUGUACGUAUGCUCAUCAAGAUGCAUUACGGCUUUUAUCUCUAAUUUACAAGGCAGAGACUUUGCUCAACGUAUACAACAAUGGCUUUCCAAUGGUAGCAAAACCGGAUUAUUGGCCUGCGUACGAAGGAGAAAUAAUUUGGCACAACGAUCAAAUGCGAAGGAAUAAAAAGGGUCGUCCUAGAAGCAAGCGUAUCACAACUGAAAUAGACUCUGUUGACAAGCUAGAAAGAGAGUGUGGUUUAUGCCGUCAGGUCGGACACAACCGAAAAAAUUGUCACACUCGUGCUACUAGUUCGACAACAUAA
Messenger RNA from Vicia villosa (hairy vetch), 594 nucleotides. RefSeq lists its product as uncharacterized. Gene Ontology annotation, molecular function: zinc ion binding. NCBI's taxonomy places the organism in Eukaryota, Viridiplantae, Streptophyta, Magnoliopsida, Fabales, Fabaceae. Bases 1 to 594 code for a protein of 197 amino acids. The transcript has a single exon. The record is from RefSeq and is a predicted model, not a curated record.